AUGUGCUUGUUGCGUCAGACCUCCGAGGAGCGGCGCCUGAGGCACCUCGUUGGUCUGGCCAUCGAUCUGAACACCGCCGAGGCAAGCGUUCUGCAGGGAGAGGAGGCACGCCCCGUGGUUGCUACUAUGAAAGGCCUGGCUGGCCAGCUUGCGACGGUCGGGCCGGAACCUUUGUCGGUUAUCGACGAUGCUAAUAACCAGAUGUUCGACCUGAAGGCUCAGGAGUCAAACCUCCAACACGUACUCCUAGGGCGCAAUCGUGACCUCGAAGCGCAAGUAGCACAAGAAAAAGACCAGAACUGGUCUCUGGGGGGAAGGGCAGGUGCUUCUCUGGAACUUCAGAAAUCCCACCUUCUGCAGCGCAUCAAGGUGCACAACAAGUUCAUGGUGGACUUGCUGGGCUUCAUGGACAAGAAGAAGGCGGUGGUGAGGCGCGCCGUACUUCGCUUGGAGGCUGCUCUAGCGACGUGCGAUGCACGGGAUAAGGUUAUUUCGGCUGCAGACGAGAGAGUGGCCAAGGACAUAUUAGAGCUAGUAGAUCGCGCGCAGAACAAGGAACCAGUCGCAGCUCCGGUGGAACCCCCCGCUAACUCCGUCACCACGGCGCUCAACAAGUGGGUCGAAGGAAGCUUCUUCAAACGGUUCGUGGCGCGCACCAUGGCAAGGAACAACGUGGACGCCACCUUCUUGGCUACACGAGCUCUGUCGCCGGUGGAUACGUGGUACGUGCUAUCCACUUGCCUGGGACGAGGAACUUUCGGUGGCGUCUUCAAGAUAGACGUCCUCACCCUGGGGGAGAGCUUCGCCAUGAAGCUAAUCAAUGAGCCAUUGCAAAGCGUUCGAUGA
This is a messenger RNA of Ectocarpus sp. CCAP 1310/34, 846 nucleotides long. NCBI's taxonomy places the organism in Eukaryota, Phaeophyceae, Ectocarpales, Ectocarpaceae. The record is from the annotation of a GenBank genome assembly.